GAACUUCAAAGCAUCAUACAGUACUAACAUUUUUUUAAACUUAAACUUUUGCGUUAUAAAAUUUUUUCUUUCCUUUCGUGUCUUUUGUUCAUGAUAAAUUGCGAAAAUUAAUAAUUCACAGUUCAAUGAAAAAAAAAAUUCACAUUCAAUAUAAACUUUAUUAUUUUGCCAAAUAAUUAAAAAAAAAUGGUGCAUUACUUUAAGACUAAUGCAUGAUAAAUAGUAGAUCAUAUCUCAAUCAUCUAAUAUAUUGAUUUGUAUUCCCUUUACAUUUAGAUUGAAACCUUUUUACAAUUUAAGAUACUUUUUUUUUUGAAAAGGGCAAUACUGAUUGAAGCAAAAAUGAAAUAAUUUCAAAACAUAUAACUAUAGGUGAAUCUAUUAAAAACUUAUUUUAGAAAAUAAAUACGCUGUUCUGCGCAUGUCGGACAGAUUGCGUAAUGUUUUGGCAAUUUACCGCCACUUUAUUUUUUUUCUUAUUCAGCCGGGCAUUUAAAGCUUGUGGCCUUGAGGAAACGUAAUAUUCGUACGCUAUUUUGCGGAUUUCGGCGGUAAUUGGAAGUAUCAGUGACACUUUAUUUAUUAACCAAGUUCGUUGCAUCGUUACAUUUGUAAUGCUUCUAGGUUAUCAGGAUAAUGAGGACGAGACAAGCAACUAAAAGGAAUCAAGUCACGGUUCACAAGACCAAAAAUUUGAAUGACGGAGUCCGAAAGAAGAAGCCACGAUUGAAAGAAGAGAGCGCCGAAGAUGAAGAUAAAACAGCAACACACGAGUGUAGCGCCAAAGCUGAUGUCAAGGAAGAAUCGUCAGAAAGCAGCUCUGAUGAGUUUGUAAAGGUAAAUGAGCUAGAUUUGGACUCAGACUUUUUCAAACCUUUGAAAAAAAAUGAGUUUGCGGAGAUUGAAAAUAAAAUAUUUUCGGAAGUUUCUCGGCUAAGCGAUUCAGAAUCGGCUCUUAGUGAUGAUGAUUUUGAGGCCCCUCGUUCACAGAAUGCCAGUGGUUCGACAGUUGGAUCAAGCAAGUGUUCCAAGAAAGGUCAGGUUAAAGAGAAUUCCUCUACCUCAGUUACAAAAAAAACUAAUGAAAAGAAACAAGAAGAAACAGUCUCAUCGAAACUUAAGAAUAAAUCAAAAAAUGCUUCGCUUAGGAAAGACUCAGGAAAAUGUACAAAAAAUACAGCCGAUGAUACUGUAGAUGUGUUACAGUUGCUAACCCUGGGAGAGGGAUCGAGUAAAACCAUCACGGAAACCACCAAACCCAUGACUAAUGGGCGAAGGAAAAGGAAAAAAGAUUCUGAUUCUGAUGACUCAGAUGAUGAUUGGGAAAAUGUUGAAACAAAGGAUCAGAAACCCAGGGAACCCAGCAUUCCUAAGGAAGGUGUUGAAAUCACUCUUAAGUUUCCCGGCAUGUACGAAAAGAGGAAAAAGAAGGGCUUUGACUGGAAGGCACACAUGUUGCGUAGACUGAAUAGAGUUAAGCGUGAAAUACAAGUGUUAGUGCACAAAGUGCAUUUGCUGUGCUGGAUAGCUCACGGUAGGUACGUGAACUCGGUUCUCAAUUCCGUCGAGUUGACGGCUGUGGCUUUGUCUCUGAUACCGUCGGACAAGUGCUAUCCCCCGAAACAUUCAAACCUCAAGUACCUGGAACAGUUUGUCUCUUGGUUUGCCGGUGCCGUGCCGUUGAACAAAGAGACUUCCGAAGAAGUAUCAGGUGGUGUUAUUCCACUGCAGAAAGUUUUAGAAGUUCAGUUCGAGAAAAAAGCUGCAAAUUCUAAACGCGAGCUAGCAAUGAUGUUCAUCUGCACCGCGAGAGCCGUGGGACUGAAAGCCCGACUGGUGAUAUCGCUGCAGCCUCUGCCGUUGAAACCACCCUCGAGUGAGCUUUGUGCCGUGAGCGAUGGCGAGAAGGGUAAGAACUGCAAAAAGGAGAAAGUCGAAGAACCUGCAAGCAGCAAGGCAUCGAAAGCCUCACGUAAGCCUCACACCAAGGGAAAGGCCUCCCCUUCAAAACAAGCGGAAGAGACGAAAAGGAGCCGUGAGUCUGAAAACGAAUCGAAGAAAAACAAAGCAGCUAAAGUCCUCCAUAGUAAGGACGGAGCAAGUUCAAAGAAGGUGGACGAUAAAAGGGGAACAAAGUCCUCAAAACCCGAGGAAAGUACAAAGAAAAAAGCCUCAAAGGUGUUGGGACGAGAGGAGAGUGCGAGCGAAGGCAGGACCCUGAGGGCGAGGAGGUCUGGUGCCUCGGCGAGGUACCGUGACGGCUCGAGCGACGGCUCUGGCGUGGAAGAGGGGGGCAACUCCCAGGGACGCGUGUCCCUCGCAGUGGCCGGGGGCGGGGCGAAGCGGACGCCCCGCCCCGGCGCGAGGCAGCAGCGCAGCGACAGCGAGUUCGAGGAGGAUCCCGGCGGGGCCGCGGGCUCCGACAGCGACGGGGACUUCGAGCCGGGCAGCUCGUCCGCCCGGGUGCGUGCCCCGCGGGGCGAUGAGGCGGCGGGCAAGAAGAGGGAUCGCUGCGACGUGUGGGCCGAGGUGUUCCUGGAGGAGGAGGAGAAGUGGAUCAGCGUGGACGUUCCUCGUGGGAAGAUACACUGCAUCUCGCAGAUAUACGCCACCGCCACGCACCCCGUCACGUACGUGCUGGGCUUCAACAACGACCAGACGCUGAAGGAUGUGACGCGGCGCUACUGCGCGCAGUUCCACACGGCGACGCGCAGGCAGCGGGUGGACCCCGGGUGGUGGGCGCGCGCCCUCAGGGGGUUCACGGGGCGCCGCACGGCCGCGGACCGCGAGGAGGACGAGGACAUGGACCGCCAGCUGGAGGACCGGCCCCUGCCCGCCACCGUCUCCGAGUACAAGAACCACCCCCUGUACGCGCUGGGGCGCCACCUUCUCAAGUUCGAGGCCAUCUACCCGCCAGACGCACCCUCGCUGGGCUUCGUGCGCGGCGAGCCGGUGUACGCCCGCGAGUGCGUGAGGAACCUGCACUCGCGCGAGGUGUGGCUCAAGGAGGCGAAGGUGGUCCGCCCCGGGGAGCAGCCCUACAAGGUCGUGAAGGCCCGGCCCAAGUACGACCGGAUGACGGGCCAGGUGAGGACGGACCUGCCCCUCGAGGUGUUCGGGGAGUGGCAGGUGGACGACUACGUCCCGCCCGCGGCCCGGGACGGCAAGGUGCCGCGGAACGAGUACGGCAACGUGGAGCUCUUCAAGCCGUGCAUGCUGCCCCGGGGCACCGUGCACCUGCAAGUUCCCGGCCUGUGCAGAGUUGCCAAGAAGUUGAACAUUGAUUGCGUGUCGGCCGUCGUCGGUUUCGACUUCCACAGCGGAGGCAGCCACCCGACUUAUGACGGGUUCGUCGUGUGUGAGGAAUUCGAGGAAGUCCUCUUGGAUGCGUGGGAGAAGGACCAGGAGGAGCAGGAGCAGCGGCAACGGGAGAAGCUGGAGAAGCGCGUGUACGGCCGCUGGAAGCUGCUGAUCCGCGGGCUGCUGAUCCGGGAGCGGCUGAAGGCGCGCUACUCCUUCGGCGCGGACGCGGGGACGUCCUCGGCCCCCGGCGGCCAGUCCUCCGCCCCCGGGGGCAAGUCCCGGAGGGCCAAGGCGGCGGGACGGAGGUCCCGGUAGCCCGUCGCGUCCACGUGAUCCCCGAGUGUCCCGGCCUGGAGCUGUGAGACGUUUCCUUUACCGUGGCGGAACCUCGACUUUUAGCUGUACAAUCUGUUUCCAUACGAGUUUUCUUGUUUUAGCUGAUUCCGAUGAACGAGUUUUAAUGCUAGAUACCUUACAUUAAAAAUAAUUUAUCUUGUAGAUGAAAGAAAUUAUCAAUCUUGUAUAGUAUGUAAAGUUGUUUUUAUAUAUUUUUUUUUUUAAAUAAAUGUUUUUUGCACAUGAAAAUCAAGGUGUUUUCUCAGAGUACCCUGGUGUCCACCACUAUUUCACCGCCGGCCUGCCGUGCACGGAGGUUUUUUACUUGAACUUACAAUUGAGCGAGUAGUGGACUUACAGAGAAUAUUGCUAGUAUGCUAGGCUGCUUGGGUUUCAGUUUAUUAGGAAGCUUCUUAAUUAAUAAGUGCACAAGUAAAUGAAGAGGGAACUUGUUCAAAUAAUUUUCAUCUGCACAGUUUCCAACCAUUGGUUGGGUUAGUUCGAAAUGUAGCCUUUGAAUCGUCUGACUUCCGCAGGAGAGUAGCUAGAAUUAUAUUUCAGUGUGUGAACCCAAUUGAUUCUGGUAUAAGUUGCACUUAAUAAAUUUAAAAAAAUUUAAAAAAAAGUACGCAAAAGUAGGGUGUGCAUAAGAAUUGACAUCCUCCAUUUUCUGAAAUAUCUUGAUUCCAAGGCACACUUGUGUUGUGGCUUGUAGGUGCUAAAUAUAGGAUGAGCGCUCAAUCGAUGACAUCCUACAUUUAUAGGCAGUCAUCGCCUUCAUUGGAAAAACAGAAGCAGAUUAAUUAGUGAGUUGGUGGUUCCAGAAUAUUGCACAGACAGUGGUGGGUGGUCAACUAUCAUUUAAAGACAUGGCUGCCUAGUAAUAUGGAUAGUCUGUAAUUAUUACUGGUUCAGAUGACCAGUUACGGAACUAUGGGGUGUUUUAUUUAUUCCGUAAAUAGAUAAUCGUCAUGCCAGUUCGAAUUAUUGUGUGUAUCAGUUUCAUACUAUAAAUACAGCUAGCUAAUGUAGCUCACGUAAUAUUGGAGGUUAACCUUUUUGUAAAUUACAUACUUAAAAUAAAUAAGAAUUCAUGCGUGUUCAAUUUUACGCAUUUAUGUGAUUACUGAUUGGUGUGCCUUGAAGUUGCCACCAAUGUGCACCAUGGUGUAUUAAUGCUUCUGUACCUUUCAUAAAUAAAUAUGUUGAGCUAGCAACUUGCGCUCGUGAAACGUUGAAGCUGCCAAGUACUUAGUGCGUAGUCAUAAGUCAACCAGUUAAAUCUGCAACCUGUCUGCUGGGCACAGCUAAACUGGCAGAGUUAAUUUUACUGUAGAUAUUCACUUGAAUAUUGUUGUGUUAGAACAAAAAAAAUAUGUUGGCAGAUGAACUGAUUGUUUGUAUUGAAGGAUACGUUCAUGUAUAUAUGUAGUCAGAUAUUUAAAAACUGUUAUUUUUUUGCGUACUAGCCAAUUUGCGAUGUAUUAAAAAUUAGAUGACUGUAAGAUUUCUAUUUAUUUACCGAACUAAGUUGAAUCAAAAAUAUUUGGAAAAAUGGAAUUAAUGUGUGGUGGCAAAGGGGAAAGGGUUUGUUUGGUUAGUUUUGAAAAAAAAAAAAGUUUAAUUCGUACCCUGAGUGGAAAGUAGUGUAGUUACGUCCCUGGUUAUUACAGGCACAAUUCAGAAGAUAAGUUCCUUGUGCGCAUCACUCACACGACGGCCUAAACUAUUGUUCUUUGCUUUAUUCAGAAACAGUUUUCAUCAGAGGACAAUCUUGAUGAAAUAUUAUAGUGAAAUUUUUUUUAAUGUUAUUUAUACACUCCUACAAAUUACAAUAAAAUUCUGUGAACAAUAGGUUAGGUUAGCUAUUUGAAAUGUAAAUUGGUAAGAAUGGUUGUAUAGCUUGUCAGUGAAAUUUAAAAAUACUUAACUGCAUUAUUAGGGACAAGUAAUGUCUAAAACACCUCUUCACAACUUUAUUUUUAUUUUUUUGGG
This is a messenger RNA of Bacillus rossius redtenbacheri, 5634 nucleotides long. RefSeq names its product DNA repair protein complementing XP-C cells homolog (gene Xpc). Lineage: Eukaryota; Metazoa; Arthropoda; Insecta; Phasmatodea; Bacillidae. Gene Ontology annotation, cellular component: XPC complex; cytoplasm; nucleus. Bases 637 to 3618 code for a protein of 993 amino acids. Gene Ontology annotation, biological process: mismatch repair; nucleotide-excision repair. The record is from RefSeq and is a predicted model, not a curated record. The transcript has 6 exons. Gene Ontology annotation, molecular function: single-stranded DNA binding; damaged DNA binding.